Molecule: messenger RNA, 1818 nt
Organism: Medicago truncatula (barrel medic)
Lineage: Eukaryota; Viridiplantae; Streptophyta; Magnoliopsida; Fabales; Fabaceae
Product: lysosomal Pro-X carboxypeptidase
Exons: 10
Coding region: 85-1668 (527 amino acids)
Biological process (GO): proteolysis
Cellular component (GO): vacuole
Molecular function (GO): serine-type exopeptidase activity; dipeptidyl-peptidase activity
Source: RefSeq, a predicted model, not a curated record
UAAUCAUGAGAAAUGAGUCAAAUUAUAAACUGUACCGAACUCAAAUAUCUGAAACACAACACUGCUUGAGUUCAGUUGUCAAAAAUGGCAACAAAAAUCUUCACCACAACACUCAUUUCCCUUAUCAUCAUAAUCUCUUCUUCACAUCAACUUUUAGCAUUGAAUCACACUCCAAAAUUCUUUCGUAAAUUUCCAUUUCCAUCUUCAGCCAAAUCCUCUCAGUCACAGCCACAAUUAGAUAUCCACUAUGAAACCAAAUUCUUCCAACAACGACUCAACCACUUCAGCUUUUUCAAAACCCCUAUGUUCCCUCAACGCUACCUUAUCAACACAGAAAACUGGGUUGUUGGAUCGGGUCCCAUUUUCCUCUACUGUGGUAAUGAAGGUGACAUUGUUUGGUUUGCUCAAAACACUGGUUUUAUUUGGGAAAUCGCUCCUAAGUUCGGAGCUAUGGUUGUUUUUCCUGAACAUCGAUAUUAUGGUGAGUCUGUGCCUUUUGGAAGUAAAGAAGAAGCGUAUAAGAAUGCUUCCACGUUAGGGUAUCUUAAUGCUCAGCAAGCUCUCUUUGAUUUUGCUGUUCUUGUUACUGACUUGAAGCGAAACUAUUCUGCCAAUGCUUGUCCUGUUGUCUUGUUUGGAGGAUCCUAUGGUGGAAUGUUAGCAGCAUGGAUGAGACUUAAGUAUCCUCAUAUUGCUAUUGGGGCACUAGCAUCUUCAGCUCCAAUUCUUCAGUUUGAAGACAUUGUGCCACCAGAAACUUUCUAUGACAUUGUUUCCAAUGGUUUUAAGCGUGAAAGUUCAUCUUGCUUUAACUAUAUAAAGCAGUCAUGGGAUGUCAUAGAAUCGAAGGGUCAAACAAGUGAUGGCCUUGAACUUCUAACCAAGACAUUCAGAUUUUGUCAGAAAUUAAAAAGCACUGAAGAUCUACGGGACUGGUUGGAGUCUGCAUAUAGUUAUUUGGCAAUGGUUAACUACCCAUACCCUUCUGAGUUCUUGAUGCCUUUGCCUGGACACCCUAUCAAGGAGGUUUGCAGAAGGAUAGAUAAAGGCCCUGCUGGGACUAGUAUUCUGGAGCGCAUAUUCGAGGGGGUGAAUGUCAACUACAAUUAUAAAGGCCCUGCUGGGACUAGUAUUCUGGAGCGCAUAUACGAGGGGGUGAAUGUCUACUACAAUUAUACUGGAGAAGCUAAAUGUUUUGAACUGGAUGAUGAUCCUCAUGGUCUGAGUGGUUGGAACUUCCAGGCAUGCACUGAAAUGGUUAUGCCGAUGUCUAGCAGCCGAAAGUCCAGCAUGUUUCCACCAUAUGAGUAUAAUUACUCUUCUUUCCAAGAGGAUUGCCUCAAGAAUUUCGGAGUGAAGCCAAGGCCAAAACAGAUUACUACAGUAUUUGGAGGGCAUAAUAUCCAUCUCGCGUUGAGGAAAUUUGGAAGCAACAUAAUUUUCUCAAAUGGCCUACUGGAUCCAUGGAGUGGUGGCAGUGUUUUGCAGAAUAUUUCAGAAAGUAUUGUUUCUCUGGUCACUGAAGAAGGUGCACACCAUAUAGAUUUACGUGCUUCAACAGAAAAUGAUCCUGAUUGGUUGGUAGAGCAAAGGGCCACUGAGGUCAAGCUAAUACAAGGAUGGAUCAGUGACUAUUACCAGAACUAUAAAGUUGUGUUUGAUAUGUAAUAUAAACUUAUUUAGUCUGAACAAUUAUUAUGAAGUUAAAAUCUUACUCUGUUUCUCUUAUUAACUGUUCUAAGGUGUAUCCCACCCUCCCUAGUCUGAACAAUACUUGCAGGGAACGUAGCAAAUGCUGAUGUUUUGUGUGUGUAUAUA